This is a messenger RNA of Helobdella robusta, 2713 nucleotides long. RefSeq lists its product as hypothetical. NCBI's taxonomy places the organism in Eukaryota, Metazoa, Annelida, Clitellata, Rhynchobdellida, Glossiphoniidae. Gene Ontology annotation, cellular component: nucleolus. Gene Ontology annotation, biological process: ribosomal large subunit export from nucleus; ribosomal large subunit biogenesis. The record is from RefSeq and is a predicted model, not a curated record. The coding region runs from base 348 to 2444 and encodes 698 amino acids. The transcript is spliced from 23 exons.
AGCCAGCACGUGUGUUGUUUUUGUCAAUAAAUAUUAUUUUUACGAUUUAUCGGUGUUUUGGCUAAUCUGCCUUUAAUAUUAAGUAAAUUAAUAAAAUUUGCCAUCAGUUCAACUUUGAAAUUGUAAAUAAAAUAAAUUUAUAUUUUACAAUGACCAAAAAACUUCAAUUAACUGUCCCCGUUGUAUUAAUAAUUUCUUAACCGGGCUGUUUUAAUACAUUCUCAUUGGAGGCGUGAAAAGUCCAACUAAUUUUCAUAAUUCUUCUCAAAAACCACGAAUCAGCAGCAUUAUUCUCUUUUUUCAUUUUUUUUUUUUAGAAAUCAUCUAGGACUCUCAGAGCCUUAAAAAUGUCAGAAAGAUUGUCCUCCAACAACCUGCCACUAUUGCAAUGUGCAAUCAAGAAGGAUCCAGAGUCCCACAAACCUGAUUUCCUGGAUGUGUUGUCAGAAUUCAAUGCAAUCUGGAACACCUACCUCCUCAGCCCUACAAGCCAUGAAGAGGAUCUUGUGACCAAGGCAAUGUUUAUUGCACAGGUUUCUCACUGUUACAUAAAAGAGACCACAGAGUUUAUAAACCAAAUAAUCAAACUGCUCGACACCCAGGGACCCUUACUGGAUGCAGAUAUGAGACUGACGUUGUGUCGAGCGUUGAUGCUGAUGAGGAACAAGAACUUGAUACCAGCCAUCACUGUCCUACAAUUAUUCUUCAACUUAUUUCGAUGUCCUGACAAGGUCCUUCGUAGUACGCUGAGGAAUUACAUUGUCCAGGACAUCAAAAACAUCAAUAAGAAGGGAAAGAAUGUGCAACUUAACUCGGCACUCCAGAAUUAUAUGUACAUCAUGUUGAAGGACAACAACAAAGCAACUGUCAAACUUUCUUUGGACAUAAUUGUUGAGCUGUACAACAGGAAGGUGUGGAACAAUGAGAAGACUGCCAACAUCAUAACAACUGCACUCUUUUGCAAGGACAACAACAAGGUAGUUGUGGCAGCUCUCAAGUUUUUCCUCGGCUCAGAAAAUUCUCAGGAUGAUGGGGAAAGCGACAGUGAUGAUGAUGCAGCCGGAAUGACGGAACAGAGGUCGGCCAAGGAUCUGGCACUGGCAUACAGAGUUGGAAAGAAGACAAAGAAGAGGGAGAAGAGGAUGAAGAGAGCGCUAAAUAUGAUCCAGGAUCAAAAGAAAAAGAGAAAGAAGGUGAACGAUAACAACUUCUUAGCAAUUCAUCUCCUGAAUGACCCACAAGAUUUAGCAGAGAGAUUAUUUGCCCAACUGAGUGGGUCAAAAAAGAACGACAUCUUCCAAGUAAAACUUCUCAAACUCAACUUCAUCUCACAGCUCAUUGGCAUCCACAAGUUAUUUCUGUUGCAAUUCUACCCAUUUCUCGAUCGAUUUCUCAAGCCCUCUCAAACAGAUGUGACAAAGUUGUUGCUUUAUUUAGCACAAGCUUGCCAUGACAUUGUUCCACCAGAUAUAAUCCUAACCAGCAUAAGGACAAUUGCUGACAACUUCAUCAAUGAUUCAAAUAACAAUGAAGUCAUUGCCGUCGGGUUGAAUGCAGUGCGUGAGGUCUGCAACCGCUGUCCAUUAUCCAUGUCAGAAGAUUUACUUCAUGAUCUGGCUCUCUUCAAAAAGAACAAGGAUAAAUGCGUUUCCAUGGCCGCACAAUCUCUCAUUGGACUCUUCAGGGCUAAAAACCCCCAGCUCCUUCAUAGAUCUUUUAGGGGCAGACCGACAGUAGCAACCCAAGAGGUCAGAGUGCUGAACUAUGGAGAGCUGGAUGCAAAAGACUACAUAGUUGGAGCUGAAGUGCUUCCUGAUAGGGAAGAGGAAGAUAAAGAAUCAGAUGGUUGGCAGAGUUGUAGCGAUGAUGAAGAUGACGACGACGACGAUGAUGGUGGAUCCUGGGUGGAUGUGUCUCACUCAUCUGAUGAUGAAGAAAAUGAUCAAAACAAACCGAAGGCAUCAGCUGAGAUGAGCUUAGAAGAGAGAAUCGAAAAGUCAAAAAAGUUGAUGGAAAGCCGAAUUCUAACCCAGGAAGAUUUCAAAAAAAUUCAGCAUCAGCAGGAGGCGAGAGAGAAGGAGUUUGUUAGGAGGGUAGGCAGCAGGAAGAGGAAGCACAGUGAUGGCGAAUAUGAUAAUGAUGCUAAUGACAAAGAGGUCCUACCAUUAUCUCAGAUUGAAGGGGUGUACAAGAAGCGAAAGCACGAUAAGGAAUCCAGACUUGAGACUGUCAUGGCUGGCAGAGAAGGGCGCGAAAAAUUUGGCGGCGGUCGCAAGAAGAAGUCCAACCCGCACGCCAGUACCUCAAACACGAGCAAGAGGAAGAAGAAAAACUUCCAAAUGCUCAAACCCAAGCUGAUCAAGCAGAAAAAUAAGGCUUCCUACCACGAUAAGAAGGAAGCUUUGAAGAAAGUUUUGUUGAAAAAUUUGAACAGACGAAAAUAAACAAAUUUUUGUGUUUGUACUGUUCAUCGUUCAUUUGAUUAUUAUUAUGUUAAUAUAAAAUACGCGUCUGCCUAUUUAAUCAAAUGUUUAGUUGUAAAUAAAUUGUUUAUGAGGUUCAUGAGUAUUACGUGACAACACAACAGGUGAAUGAGUUUCUACCAUUCAACAUCAAAAGAAUCUGAACACAUAUUAAGGAUGGCGCCACAAAUAAAUCGCUACAAUAAUUUUUACGACGUCUGCGUUUAAUAAUAAAGUUUAAAUCUUAAAAA